CAAAGAGUCCAGACACACUCAGCGAGCCUCUUCAGCAGUCAGAACAGUACUUAGUCACAUCAUCUGAAGUAAAGGACGCGUUUACAACAGGCUUCUUUGGUUGGACUUCGGCGUCUCUUGACUGGACUGAACACCCGGGCCUGUUGCUGAGGAACUUCAGUCCUGCAUACUGAUUCCCCGUCUCUCAGCACCUCUGCUACAGCGCUGGGCGGGAGGAAGAGACUGCUGACCCGCCAUGUUUCUCGCACUGGUGGUGACACCAGAGCUCAGGGAGUUCCUGGCCAGGGCAAGAGGUGGAGCAGUGCGCCUCAUGAAGGUGCGCAUCCAAGAUGAGCAGCUGGUGCUGGGGGCCUACAGAGAGCCAGAAAAGAGCUGGGACCAGGAUUAUGAUCACUUCCUGCUUCCUCUCCUGGAUGACCAGGAGCCCUGCUACAUCCUAUACCGUCUCGACUCCCAGAAUGCACAGGGCUACGAGUGGAUCUUCAUAUCAUGGUCCCCUGACCAGUCUCCGGUGAAACAAAAGAUGCUGUAUGCCGCCACCCGUGCCACAGUGAAGAAAGAGUUUGGCGGUGGCCACGUGAAGUAUGAGAUAUUUGGCACAGCUGAGGAGGACAUCUGUUUGCUAGGCUACCAGCGUCAUGUGUCGUCCUGCUCGGGUCCUGCCCCGCUCACAUUAGCCGAGCAGGAGCUCCAGAGGAUCAAAAUCAGCGAGGGCCGCGUUAAACAGGUGAAGACAGAAAUCAGUGUGGAGAGUAAGCACCAGACACUUCAGGGCCUCGCUUUCCCACUGCAGGAGACAGCCAAAAGAGCCCUGCAGCAACUGGCCCAAAAACGCAUCAACUACAUCCAACUGAGGUUGGAUGUGGAGAAGGAGACAAUCGAGCUGGUCCACUCCAACCCGACAGAAACCCGCGACUUGCCCCGCAGAGUUCCCAAAGACACUCCCAGAUACCACUUCUUCCUUUACAAACACUCCCACGAAGGAGACUACCUGGAAUCUGUCGUGUUCAUAUACUCCAUGCCAGGAUACAGCUGUAGCAUUAAGGAGCGCAUGUUGUAUUCCAGCUGCAAGAGUCGACUACUUGAUGGGGUGGAGAAAGAUUACCAUUUGGAAAUUGCUAAAAAGUUGGAGAUCGAUAACGGAGAUGAACUGACGGAGGAGUUUCUGUACGACGAGGUCCACCCCAAGCAGCACGCCCACAAACAGGCCUUCGCUAAGCCCCGCGGCCCAGCCGGGAAAAGGGGACACAAGCGCCUCAUUAAGGGGCCGGGAGGGACUAUACAGGAAAGCUAGAGGCAUAUACAUUUUCCCCUACAGUCAAGUCUGCAGUUCCAGUCCUCCCCAUUUGCCCAGACCCAAUAACACCUCAUCAGGCUCAGAGGAACGGGCACAGUAAUGGAUUUCCUUUGCUGUUUGUCUACUGAGACAAUUGUGCUAUAUAACAAAAUGUUUUUGAUGAAAAUAUGCUAUGUUAUAUUUGGUUCGUCUCCCCCUAAGACAAAUCAAAUCCCACAGACAAAUACAAAGAUAUCUGACAUAUCAAAGAGAACAUAACAACUGCAAGGGAAAAUAAUUCAUGUUUAUUGAUGAUUUCCUCUGUUAAAUAAAGAGUCUGGAGGCUGAAACCCAGACAGAUGACCCCUUGUUAUUGUGAAGCUAAUCUGUCUGGUUCUUUAUAUCUAUAAAAAUACAUCUGCAGUUGACAGUAUAAUAGACUCGUAUUGAAUUGUAAAUGCAUUGUCAGAUGUUUCAGUUCUCAUGUCUAGCCUCCAAUAUGGGUUUUAUAUCAACAAUGUUUGUAAGAAAUAAACAAUAUGAAAGAAAAUUCUAAAUAAA
Molecule: messenger RNA, 1837 nt
Organism: Chelmon rostratus (copperband butterflyfish)
Lineage: Eukaryota; Metazoa; Chordata; Actinopteri; Chaetodontiformes; Chaetodontidae
Product: twinfilin-2
Exons: 9
Coding region: 236-1294 (352 amino acids)
Biological process (GO): positive regulation of neuron projection development; barbed-end actin filament capping; regulation of lamellipodium assembly
Cellular component (GO): myofibril; actin filament; cytoplasm
Molecular function (GO): actin filament binding; actin monomer binding
Source: RefSeq, a predicted model, not a curated record